Messenger RNA from Alternaria alternata, 519 nucleotides. Its product is annotated as HET-domain-containing protein. NCBI's taxonomy places the organism in Eukaryota, Fungi, Ascomycota, Dothideomycetes, Pleosporales, Pleosporaceae. The transcript has a single exon. The record is from RefSeq and is a predicted model, not a curated record. The annotation marks the transcript as partial.
GCAAGAUGCCACAGAACUGCCUGCAAAUCGGACUCACUUCGAGUUCUGGGGAUGAACUUGAUAGAUUGCGCGAACAUGGUUAUUGUAAAAGCAGCACAAGAAACGCCAUGGCUGGCACUGAGUUACGCGUGGGGCGUCGAACACCAAAAGAGAGACCUUGAAAGAUAUCGCGCAGGCUCAAGGUUAUCUAUGAGGAUCCCCAAUACCAUCAGAGAUGCCAUCAUCGUCACACUACGGCUUGAUUAUCGGUUCCUGUGGGUUGACGAGUAUUGCAUCGAUCAGAACGACGAAAUCCACCGAAGUGAACAAAUCAGCAGAAUAGAUCAGAUCUAUCAAGGUGUAGAUCUCACUAUCGUAGCUGUAGCUGGCACGAAUAAGAUGUAUGGCUUGCCAGGUGUUGGAUCCACGAAACGCACGGAGGGAAAUGUUGUCUACAUUGGAGACGUCAUUGUUUUCGCGAAUAGAAUCAUGCCGCACACUGAAACUACACGAUCGAAAUGGUUCACUCGAGCAUGGUAA